AUGUCUCAACAACACGACAUCGAGACCGCGAACUACAGUAAAGUCUUAAGAUACCUCGAGAUCAUAGACUUUGGCCUGACCGGCAAUACAUCUGCACCACACCCAUCCACAAUGGAUGGAGUCAUGGAAGCCUUUAGUCUGAUGGCUCCUUCGAUGACUACACCAAUGGUUUUCCAUGUGAUGGCAGAUACCAAGCUACUAUACCCGGAGCUGGAAUACUCAGAAGAAGAGAAUGAAAAGCUGAUGGAGUUGUCUGUUUGCGAUUGUGGGCGCAACAUGGACGAAAAGAGCAGAUGCUUUUCGUGUGAGAAGAGAACUUGCAAGAGCUGUUGCUACUCUCUACUAGACGCCUGCACGAGGAUCGACGAACCUGAAAAUAACGACGAGUCCCAUAUGCAUGCUCGUCAUAGAUCUCUAGCUGCCAAGCGUGUCAGAUUCCCCUGCGAGGAAUGUAGCACCGAUAUUCAACUGGAUGAUGGAUACUGCGAAUGUGAUGAUGUGCUAUUUGGUCAACAUCACGGCUGGGACUUCGGGGCGUACUGCAAAGAGUGCAUGCCAGGAGUUAUGGACGACAUGGCAAGGCCGAACACAACGGAAGACGGCUUCCAGAUUGUUCAAGAGCGAGGAGCACGACUCUACGAUGAGUACACUUGCGACUGCGGAGAACCCCGUCGUGAAGGCGUUCAACUAGGUCCAUACUGCAAACUAUGCUGGAAACUCUGCCAACCAUAUAACCUGGCAGUUGAUACCGAUUCGGAAGACGAGGAGGAGCCGGACAAAGAGUAUUGCCCAUACUUUAUUGAGUAUGAGGAGUUCGACCAUGACACUCCAAAAACUGUAGCAGAAUUCGAGCAGGAAGCAGACGAGAAGUGGGCUCAAGAGGAAGCGAGGCUGGAACGAGAAGCCGCAGCAGCAAGAAUCAGGAAGCCGGAUUGUAGAUGCGCAUUUUGUCGUUGGAGUGUCGGAAACGAAUGCCGGGGAAACUUUCCGUACUAG
Mollisia scopiformis is the source of this 996-nucleotide messenger RNA. RefSeq lists its product as uncharacterized. The transcript has 3 exons. Bases 1 to 996 code for a protein of 331 amino acids. NCBI's taxonomy places the organism in Eukaryota, Fungi, Ascomycota, Leotiomycetes, Helotiales, Mollisiaceae. The record is from RefSeq and is a predicted model, not a curated record.